AAAGGCAUCACCGCAAAGGCUGAAACACACGCGGUACCUGCUUCGUAACUUCCUUUCUCUCCCACCUCUCUGGAUUCUCUUUGACCCAAUUGGUAUUAUCAAACUAACAAGCCACAACAUAUCAGACUCCUCUCAUUUUCUUUCUCUUCUUUUCCUCACUUUCGCUUCCCUUCCCUGAAUUUCGGACACUCCGCGCGAAGCCUCGUUGUCACAAAAAAUGCGGAGUUUCACUUUCUUCGAACGAGUUUCUAGAGCUUUCCGUGAUCAUGGCUCUAACUUCAAGCUUGUUCUCCUCUGCACCACCGUUAGUGGUGGAGGGGUUCUGGCUUACGGAGAGGCUGUUGGUGCAUCUGAAGCGGCGGUGACGGAGAAGAAAAAGGUGGUGGUGCUGGGAACAGGGUGGGCUGGCACGAGUUUCUUGAAGAAUCUCGACAAUCCCAGAUAUGAGGUUCACGUUGUCUCGCCCCGCAAUUACUUUGCAUUCACUCCUUUGCUGCCUAGUGUUACCUGCGGCACCGUCGAAGCUCGCAGCAUUGUCGAACCCGUCCGCAAUAUUUUCAGGAAGAAAAAGGUGGACGUUCAAUUCAGUGAAGCAGAAUGUCUCAAGAUUGACGCAGCAAACAGGAAGGUUUACUGUCGUUCUAGUAUAAAUAAUAAUUUGAACGAUAAAGAAGAAUUUGUGGUGGACUAUGACUACUUAAUCAUAGCCGUGGGAGCUAAUGUCAACACAUUUAAUACUCCAGGAGUGACGGAGAAUUGCCAUUUCUUGAAGGAAGUUGAAGAUGCACAGAAGAUUAGAAGAACUGUUAUUGACUGCUUUGAGAGAGCAAGUUUGCCUAGUGUAAGUGAGGAAGAAAGGAAGAGAAUUCUUCAUUUUGCUAUUGUUGGAGGUGGUCCAACUGGAGUGGAAUUUGCAGCCUCACUACAUGACUUUGUCACAGAGGAUUUGGUUAAUUUAUAUCCUGGUAUAAAAGAUUUAGUUAAAAUUACACUUCUGGAGGCUGGAGAUCAUAUUUUGGGCAUGUUUGACAAAAGAAUCACUGCGUUUGCUGAAGAUAAGUUCCGAAGAGAUGGUAUUGAUGUGAAAACAGGAUCCAUGGUUGUGAAGGUAUCUGAUAAAGAAAUUUCUACUAAAGAAAUGAAAAAUGGAGGAGAAAUUACUACAAUUCCAUAUGGAAUGGCCGUCUGGUCAACUGGUAUUGGCACUCGUCCAUUUAUAAGAGAUUUUAUGUCACAAAUUGGUCAGACUAACAGACGCGCCAUAGCUACUGAUGAAUGGUUGAGAGUUGAAGCAACUAACAAUGUGUAUGCACUUGGUGAUUGUGCUACAAUAAACCAGCGAAAAGUCAUGGAAGAUAUCGCCGCAAUAUUUAAGAAGGCUGACACUGACAAUUCAGGGACUCUUACUGUCAAAGAAUUUCAGGAGGUGUUGGCUGACAUCUGUGAGAGAUACCCUCAGGUGGAGCUAUAUCUAAAGAGUAAACAAAUGCACGACCUUGCUGAUUUGCUGACAGAGUCCAAGGGAGAUGUUAAAAAAGAAUCCGUUGAACUCAACAUCGAAGAACUCAAAACCGCACUCUCUAAAGUGGAUUCUCAGAUGAAAUUUCUUCCUGCUACAGCGCAGGUUGCAUCUCAGCAAGGCACCUACCUGGCCAAGUGCUUUAACCGGAUGGAAGAGUGUGAAAAAAAUCCAGAGGGUCCAAUCAGGUUCAGGGGAGAAGGGCGCCAUCGCUUCAAACCCUUUAGGUACAAGCAUUUGGGUCAAUUUGCUCCUCUAGGAGGAGAGCAAACAGCUGCACAGCUUCCUGGGGAUUGGGUUUCAAUUGGACACAGUUCACAAUGGCUGUGGUAUUCUGUCUAUGCAAGCAAGCAAGUCAGCUGGCGCACAAGGGCAUUAGUAGUAUCAGACUGGACAAGACGCUUUAUUUUUGGGAGGGACUCCAGUCAAAUAUGAAAGAGAUUCAACAUUUUUCCAGGAGUCUUGUAGUGCGAUAUUGCAGAAUGCAGAGCUCGUCAAUCUUGAAUUUAUGUUGAUAUAGAGAUGUUUAUUCUCCAAUUCCUGAUUCUUUGAAUAGCAAAAGCAGACUCCCUGCUGGGAUUUGUGAUCACUGAUCAUGCUUUUGUCAGUUUAAACUUUUUCAUGUAUGAAUUUUUUAUAUACCCCUUCCGCUUUUCUUUCUUGCUUCUGGAAUUGAAAUUGCGGCAUUUGUGAAUCUCCGAGUUUUGCUUAUUUAUUUCGGAGAUGUUCGGUGAUGUUAGUUUAUGACCUUAAUCAUUCGAGUUAUACUGACUGAAUGCUUUUUAAUAUUUUGUCAUUCUUUGAAUUUCUGAUCAAGGGAGACGAUUGCUUUGUUGGAA
Cajanus cajan (pigeon pea) is the source of this 2358-nucleotide messenger RNA. Its product is annotated as external alternative NAD(P)H-ubiquinone oxidoreductase B2, mitochondrial. Lineage: Eukaryota; Viridiplantae; Streptophyta; Magnoliopsida; Fabales; Fabaceae. The record is from RefSeq and is a predicted model, not a curated record. Gene Ontology annotation, cellular component: mitochondrion. Gene Ontology annotation, molecular function: NADH dehydrogenase activity; calcium ion binding.